CACGAGAGGAAAAAAGCCAAUAAAAUACAUGACUGAAUUCGGAGUAUUCGAUGGAUACCAAUUCAAAUUACAAAGAAAUUAACCCACAGUAGAGUGAAAAAGCUCAUCAAUUCCGUUGUUUAGCAAGAUUGAAUUCUGAGUAUUUGUUUGUGAAAAGCAAUAGGAAUAUAUCCAAAUCUACAAUAUACUAAAGCCCAAAAACAAACAAUAUUCCACCGACCUGGUUGGUAGGCGGACCAGCAUCUUGUGCCGUGCCAACACAAUCAACUACCUUUUCCAAUUAAAAAGGUGUAGACCCUUUGUCUUCUUCAAUUCGGAGGUAAAUAAAGAAGAAAAUAAGAAAAUAAAAUGCUGACUGGCAGAAUAUUUACCCACCUAAUAAUUCAUAUCCAUACCCCGGCCUUUCUUCGAUUGUGAAUGACUGAACUAAUGAUUUCAUCCUAACAAAUGUGGGAGUGAGGUGAUUGGGCCAGCAGAUUGGAGAAGCGAAAAAAAUGGGAUCAGAGGGGCGCCCGGGGACUGUAAUUCAUGUCACUGGAUUCAAAAAAUUCCAUGGAGUUGCAGGGAAUCCAACAGAAACAGUAGUGGGUAAUUUGCGGGAAUAUGUAGGUAAAAGGGGCCUGCCUAAUGGAGUCACUCUUGGUAGCUGCACGGUAAUUGAGACGGCAGGAAAAGGAGCUCUCAAUGCUCUUUACACUCUUCUUAACUCCGCUUUCCCUUCAAAUGAGGAGGAUCCUCAACUCCUGCCUGAAUCCUCUAAUGCUGAGAGGAUUAUUUGGUUGCACUUAGGAGUGAAUGCCGGUGCUACGAAAUUUGCUGUUGAAUGCCGGGCAUUGAAUGAAGCUACAUUUCUCUAUCCUGAUGAGCUGGGUUGGCAGCCUCAGAGGGAGCCCAUCGUUCCUGAGGAUGGUGACACUUCACAUAUAAGAGAGGCUAGCUUGCCUGUGAACGAAAUUGUGCAAGCUUUGAUUAAGAAAGGUUAUGAUGUCACUGCAUCCAAUGAUGCUGGCCGCUUUGUCUGCAAUUAUGUGUACUACCACUCACUUCACCAUUCUACCAAACGUGGCUCCAAAUCUCUCUUUGUACAUGUUCCACUUUUCACAAAGAUAAAUGAGGAAAUUCAGAUGCAAUUUGUUGCAGCGCUUUUAGAGGUUUUGGCAUCCAUCUGACAACUUCCUCUGCGUUUGGAUUCCUAUGGAUUCACACCCAUGCUACAGCACAAUAGCAGUGCCUAUGCACAUGUUUGGAAGAGACACUUAUAAUUUGAGGAAACAUUUUGUCAUAUUCUUCCAAUGAGAAGUUUAUAAAUUAAACGUUAGACAAAACAAAUGAUACAGAGUAGGACAAAACAAAUACAGAAAAUCUGGGCGUUGAAAUAUAUUUUGUUUCCUGCGCUAGAUUUAUUUUCAAUUGAUUUCCCUGUCAAGUGAUGGAAAAGAUUAUAAAGGAUAUUGCGAAGAUUGAUAGGUGAGGAGAACCUGCCAUUUUUGCUUAAAAUUUCUUAAUGGGAAUGCUUGAUAUUAGAUAUGAAUGAAUUCACCCUGAAAGAAUAAGCAUGAAAUAAGGUGACUGGCUAUAUUAGCUUACUUGUCUCUGCACAGCAUUUAGAGAUUCGUACAUUACCAGUGAUGCUGAUACUAGACUAUUUGAUAAAUAAAAUCUAUGUAGCGUGUAA
Molecule: messenger RNA, 1675 nt
Organism: Cryptomeria japonica (Japanese cedar)
Lineage: Eukaryota; Viridiplantae; Streptophyta; Pinopsida; Cupressales; Cupressaceae
Exons: 5
Coding region: 495-1169 (224 amino acids)
Biological process (GO): proteolysis
Cellular component (GO): cytosol
Molecular function (GO): pyroglutamyl-peptidase activity
Source: RefSeq, a predicted model, not a curated record